Vicia villosa (hairy vetch) is the source of this 4229-nucleotide messenger RNA. Its product is annotated as kinesin-like protein KIN-6. The transcript is spliced from 35 exons. Gene Ontology annotation, molecular function: ATP hydrolysis activity; microtubule motor activity; ATP binding. Gene Ontology annotation, biological process: microtubule-based movement. Gene Ontology annotation, cellular component: microtubule; kinesin complex. The record is from RefSeq and is a predicted model, not a curated record. The coding region runs from base 97 to 3873 and encodes 1258 amino acids. NCBI's taxonomy places the organism in Eukaryota, Viridiplantae, Streptophyta, Magnoliopsida, Fabales, Fabaceae.
UCGCCUAUUUGCUAAACCCCAACGUCAUUUUUCAUCCCAAAAUUCAAAACCCCAGCAUUUCCGCCAUUUCGUGCCACACUAGUCGCCAUUUCCGCCAUGUCCACAACGAAAAUGAACAACAGCACCGCAAAAUCAUGCCCUUACACCGUAACCGUUCGCCGGAACCCUCCCCGGAGAGCUCGUGCUACUCCUUCCCACGGAAUCACACCGUUUCCCAACGAAGAAAUUUUGUCCGAGCAAAUAUCAAAAUUUCCAGCAGCAACAUCAGAGGAUGAUGAGAUUCCUAAAAAUCCAUCAACAUCCGAGAAUGAGAAUCCGAUCAAUCCAACUCCAUCGGAGAACGAGAAUCUGAAGGUAUUUCUCAGAAUCCGUCCGUCUCAACCUCCAAAUCAAGCUCCGCGCGUGAGAGCCAAAACCGCGUGGCCGAAAAAUCAAACUAAAAACGUAACUAACAAUUUGAAGAAGAAAAGCUCCUCUUCGUGUAUAUCCAUUAACGAUUCACAGUCAGUGACAUUAUUAGUUCCUUCGGAUUUGCAAGACGCGAAGAGAGUGAAAUCAGAAACAUACGGUGGUUUCACUCACGUUUUCCCUUCCGAUUCAUCUCAGUUGGAAGUUUACGAGAGAAUGGUGAAACCUAUGGCGGAGGAGUUUACCAAGGGUAAAAGUGGAAUGCUGGCAGCAUUAGGUCCCAGUGGGUCUGGGAAGACUCAUACUGUUUUCGGAACCCCGAGGGACCCUGGAAUGGUACCUCUUGUCCUAGGCCAUAUUUUCAAGGAGACCGAGGCUUCUAGAUCCUAUUACAUAGCUAUAUUCGAGAUAUAUACUGAACGAGGAAAAUCAGAAAAACUGUUUGAUUUAUUACCAGAUGGCAGUGAACUAAGUAUGCAGCAAUCCACCAUAAAAGGCCAGAAAGAGGUUCUCAUCUCUAAUGCUGAACAGGCAGAAUCCUUGAUAGCACAAGCUGUGAUAAAACGUGCAACUGCAAUGACAAAUACCAACAGUCAGUCGAGCCGGUCACAAUGCAUCAUAAACAUUCGCGACGGUCCUAAAAAAGGUAAAGGAGUGGUCAAUUCUAAGUCAAACAAUGCUGUUUUGACUAUCAUUGACCUUGCUGGAGCUGAAAGAGAAAAAAGAACAGGAAAUCAGGGGACAAGAUUGGUUGAAAGCAAUUUUAUCAACAACACGUUGAUGGUGUUUGGCUUAUGUUUAAGAUCUUUAUUGGAGCACCAAAAAAAUCCCAAGAAACAAUUGCAGAAGCACUUCCAAAAUUCUAUGUUAACAAGGUAUCUGCGAGACUAUUUGGAGGGCAAGAAGCGCAUGACCUUGCUUUUAACAGCCAAGUCGGGAGAGGAUGAUUAUCUUGAUACAUCUCACCUACUUAGACAAGCUUCUCCUUACAUGCAAAUCAAGUAUAAUGAAGUUGAACCAUCAAUAAAUAUGGUUCCAAAAAAAAGGAAUCACCAAGCUUCUUCCAUAAUUGAUAGUGCAAAACAAUCACCUUCAUUAGCACAUUUAAAGAGGAUGAAACUCGUUAGUGAACAUACUGUGCAGGCUGGAAAGGGUGUUGAAGAAUGUCACACUUCGAAGAAAGUGUCUAAAUUCGAUGCUAGCAGUUCUGUCCCUGAAAAGGGUGUUGAAGAAUGUAACACUUCGAAGAAAGAUACUUCAACAGUGUCUAAAUUCAAUGCUAGCAGUUCUAUCCCUGAAAAGGGUGUUGAAGAAUGCAACACUUCGAAGAAAGAUACUUCAGUGUCUAAAUUCGAUGCUAGCUGUGCUGUCCCUGAAAAGGGUGUUGAAGAAUGUAACACUUCAAAGAAAGAUGCUUCAACAGUGUCUAAAUUCGAUGCUAGCAGUUCUGUCACUUUAAAGUCAGAGUGCAAUAGCCAUGUCGGAAGCGAGAGAAAUCACAUUAUAAUGAGGAAUUUUGCAAGAGUUAUAUGGAAUGUAUUGAAGCAAUACAAUUCCAAAAUUAAGGUUGCGGAAAGUGAAAUACUCAGUCUCAAAGAAAGCAUAGGAUAUGAAAAGGAAAGAAAUCUAGAGUUGGAAACGCAGCUGAAUGCCUUCAGGGCUGCCUGUACUUGUUGCAAAGGAGGAAAUGAAAAAACCAAUAUUGAAGAUGGUUCAUUAGUUGAUCUUGAUCACUUGCAUGAUUUGGACCAAGAGGAAACCUUUGAGGCAGAGUCACCAUCUGAGCCUAGAAUCGACCUAUCAGAUGAAGAGCAUAUACUGGGUACUACUAGUACAAUGUUUGAUUCUAAAAAAUCAGAAAGGAAAGUUUCAGUCUCCUCGUCAAAGUCGGGGCAUCAUAAUGCUUUGGAGGCUGAUGACGAGAGCAAGGAUACAUUUCAUGCGCAACCUUCUUCUGAGCCUAUACUUAAUGUGUCCAAUGAAGAGCCUACUGUUUUUUCUGAGCCUAUACUUAAUGUGUCCAAUGAAGAGCCUAUUGUUUCUUCCCACACACUGUUAGAUUCUGAAAAAUCAGAUAGGGAAGUCUCUGUUUCAUGGUCAAUGCCUGUGUGUCAUAACGAUUUGGAAGUAGAUGCUAUGUGCAAGAUAUCUAGCGAAAUAUUUCAUUCAGAGUCAUCACCUGAGCCGUCUAAUGAAGAGCAUAUGCUUGGUUCUAGCUGCACGGUGUUAGAACCUGAAAAAUCAGAUAGGGAAGUCUCAGAAUCAUUAUCAAACUCAGGAAUUCAUGAGGCUUUUGAAGUUAAUGCUGUGAGGACCGUACCUAAUGAAACAUUAAAUGCAGAGUCACCAUCUAAGUCUAGAAUUGACCAGUUGGGUGAAGAACAUAUGCUUGGUUCUACCUGUACGAAGUUAGACUCUGAAAUACCAGAUAGGGAAGUCUCAGUCUCUUCAUCAAAGCCUGGGCAUGGUAAUUCUUUGGAGGUUGACGCUGAAACGCUAAAUGCAGAGUCACCAUCUAAGCCUAGAAUUGACCAGUUGGGUGAAGAACACAUGCUUGGUUCUACCUGUACGAAGUUAGACUCUGAAAUACCAGAUAGGGAAGUCUCGGUCUCUUUAUCAAAGCCUGGGGAUGAUAAUUCUUUGGAGGUUGACGCUGAAACAUUAAAUUCAGAGUCACCAUCUAAGUCGAGAAUUGACCAGUUGGGUGAAGAACAUAUGCUUGGUUCUACCUGUACGAAAUUAGACUCUGAAAUACCAGAUAGGGAAAUCUCAGUCUCUUCAUCAAAGCAUGGGCAUGAUAAUUCUUUGGAGGUUGACACUGAAAUGUUAAAUGCAAAGUCACCAUCUAAGCCAAUAAUUGACCCGUUGAGUGAAGAACGUAUGCUUGAUUCUACUUGUACGGAGUUAGACUCUGAAAUACCAGAUAGGGAAGUCUCAAUCUCUUCAUCAAAGCCUGGGCUUGAUAAUUCUUUGGAGGUUGACGCUGAAACAUUUCACGCACAGACAUCAUCUGAGCCCAUGACUGGUCCUGGCAGACAGUUGCAUAUGGAAAAUUCAAAUAGUUUAGUCUUGGAUGUUUUGGCCUCCUCAUCAAAACCAGAGGAUCAUAAGGAUUUGGUAGUUGAAGCUAAGAGCAAGAUACCGAGUGAAUUGUUAGAUUCUUCGCUGUCAACAAAAGAUGGUAUUUUGGAUCCUUCAUUGCCCAAAGAUGUCUCAUCUACCGAAACCCAGAAAGAUAAAGUAGUCAGUAACUCCUGCAAGCCGCCUAGGUCGAAAAGGACACUUAUGCCUUCCUCAUCCAUUUUAUCAAGAAACUUGAGCACCUUUGAUCUUUUUGACGAAUCCGAGAAAUCAAAGGAGAACAGGGGCACACGGAAGCUGGGUGCACGUGAUGAUCCUAAAAGAUCAAAUGGAAGCAUCUCUCUGCUCCACAUGCUCCAUGGUGCUCCACAUGCUCCAUGGUAGAAAAGGAAAUAUUCGUCACUAGAGUAGCCACCAAACCCUUUUUGUAGAAAAUGCUUGGGACAAGGGAUAGUCUUGAUUUGGUCUGCGGUUGGUGAAGAGACAUUACAAUUUUUGGAAUAUCUUAUGCCUUAUAGUUAUAAGCUUUGGUUAUUUGAACUAAAUACUUACUGCAAACAUUUGCUUACUUAUUUGUAAGUAAUGCUGCAGUUGUAGUGGCAUAGCAGAAAUGUUGCAACUGUAAUUUUUUGAAUUAAUUAGUUACUGCUAACAAAAAGUGUUGCAACUGUAGAUGUAUAUAUAUUAUACACACGACCUCCAAACCUAGAGAAAUGAAAUCUUACUCUUUCUAUUUGUUA